GUGUGUGUUCUGUACGUGAUCAGGGGAAGGCUCUAGAGAGCCAAACCCUAGUUCAUCAUAUAUCAACCAAUUGAAGGAUGAAUCGAGGCUCAAAUUCAAGAAGGAACAUGAAUUAACGAUCACCCAAGCUAGGGGAUCAUAAGGAAUCAUGUCAAGAUGGAUGGGAGCGUUGAAGGCUAACGGGCUAAGAAGACUCAAUCAAGUAAGCGAACGAAAAUACCGACGCGCAAGGUAAGUGAACUCCGAACUUACUCUUUAGUUUGGUAAUGUAUUUAUGAUAUAUGUUAAUUGUUGAAUGCAAUGUAAGAAGAUAUGGAUCGAUGCUAUUACUAAGUUAAGUUUUAAUGGAAUGGGUUGGAAGUGGUUAAGAAAGAGAUUCGAUUAGGUUUGGGUAAGAAAAGGAACUUACAUAAUGAAAUUAUGCUUGAAUGAAUAAGAUGAGUUAUGUGUAUUUGAGGACAUGUUCAUAUAAAUGGAAGCUAAUGUACUAAUCGUUUUUCUAUUGAGAAUUAAUGUGAAGUAUAGGCAUGUUAACAAAGGAAGUGAAGGUUGACUCCACAAUCUGAUGCGAGUAAUCGAAUGGAUGGAUGAAGAGGCUAGUAUAAGAAAAAGCAUGAUAUGUUGACGCGCUAUUAUACUUGUGUUAAGAUUUUUGUAUUAUGUCACCGGUUGCUAAUAAUGUGUUUGAAUGUGGUGACUGCAUGCUAUACAUGUUUUGAUGUUUCAUCCAGAAGUGUACGUGGUUGAAGAUCGAGUCAAGACACGGAUUGUAUGUGGGUGUGUACGUAGUCACUUAAAUUGAGACAUGUAUGUUAGUUUUUGGAUUAAUUUAUAAAAAGAGAUUAAUGUAUUUAAAUGAAAGAAAGAAUAUCAUGAAGGAAAUUUUAGGUAUGUAGUUUCCGUUGCGAAUCUUAGGUUAAUACGUGUUAGGGCGUUACAAGUUGGUAUCAGAGCCUAGGUUUGAGCGAAAUGAAGUACAAAUGAGUGAGUACUUGAACUCAAACCUGUGUGCUCUUGUGACUAAUGACCCGUACAAUCCAAGACUCGAUCAAGACCGAAAGGUAAGAUUUAAUAUAAGUAAGCAUGUGAGAGGUUACUAAUAAUGAUGAAUAUUGAAAGGUGAGCUUGAUGGAUAAUGAGGAUGUUCCGCAGUCGCAGGCUAGUACGAAAGCUAAGGUGUGUGAUAUGUCCGGAAAAUGGACCCCAGAUCUACCCACAUCCUCUUCUUCUGAACCAAGUAUCAAGCAGGCUUUGAGGCAAAGGAUUCAGCAACAAAUUCAAGAGGAUCGUUCAUGUCAAGAGAUGUUGGAGGCCAACAUUUCUCGUGUAACAGAAAACAUGAAGAGAAGACAAGAAAUUCUGAAUUUGCUAUCUCAGAUGCAACUGAGUAGUCUUAAAGAAAUUGUUGUUAUGUUUAUGGUGGAUUUGGGUGAGAGGGAUGAGAAACAGUUGAAAGAGUUGGCCGAUGCAAUAACUGUCUUAAGAUGCUCGAUGAAGAUGAAAAUGGAGUUUCUUUCAUCUUUUGAAUGA
This is a messenger RNA of Helianthus annuus (common sunflower), 1530 nucleotides long. RefSeq lists its product as uncharacterized. The transcript has 3 exons. The record is from RefSeq and is a predicted model, not a curated record. NCBI's taxonomy places the organism in Eukaryota, Viridiplantae, Streptophyta, Magnoliopsida, Asterales, Asteraceae. Bases 1129 to 1530 code for a protein of 133 amino acids.